AUGAUGAUUACAAAGGAGUGUAGUGCCAUACUUCAGAAUCGCAUGCCAGAGAAGCUGAACGACCCAGGAAGUUUUGUUUUGUCUUGCAAGAUCGGUUCUACACACUUCCAUAGAGCACUUUGUGAUUUGGGUUCAAGUGUGAACCUAAUGCCUUACUCAGUGGCCAAGCUAUUGGGCAUCACUGACUUCAAACCUACAAAGAUCUCUCUAGUCUUUGCAGACAGAUCUGUUCGCCGCCCUGUUGGUGUUAUUAUGGAUGUUCCAAUCAUGGUUGGAGAUUGCUACAUCCCUGCUGAUUUUGUAGUUCUUGAGCUGGAACACCAACCUAAAGACCCUCUUAUCUUGGGAAGGCCAUUCCUAGCUACUGCAGGAGCUAUAAUAGAUGUCAAGAAUGGAAAGAUUGACUUGCAUCUUGGAGAUAUAGUGAUGAAUUUCGAAGUAAACAAGUCUAUGGAGAAGCCAACUGUAGAUGGUCAAGCUUUUUGGAUUGGAGAGCUCGCAGAGACAAGAGAAGAAGUGCUGGAUGAACUCCUUCUUAUUGAUCCCUUGGAGCUAGCUUUAACAAAAGCUGAGAAUGAGUAUGGAUACAUGGAAAGAGAAGCUCAAUGCUUAGUCAAGUUCAUGGAUUCAAAGGAAGCUUAUAAAGAGCUGAUAGCUUAUAUGGACUUAGAGAGAGAAGAGGAAGAGCCAGACAUUGACAAGAAUCAGGAAAUAUCACAAACCAAAGUUAAGUUCGACCCAUGGUGCCCACUUAGAGCUCCAAAAGCCGAGCUAAAACAACUCCCAGUUGGUCUAAGGUAUGAAUAUCUUGGUCCUAAUGAAACUUAUCUGUUAUUGUUAAUGCUGCACUACAAAAAAGAGACCGCUUUACUUGUUCGCGAACUGAGAAAGCAUAGAAAGGCUCUUGGUUAUUCUUUGGAUGAUUUAACAGGAAUAUCACCUGAGGUAUGCACACACCGCAUCAUCCUGGAGGAUGAGUCUAGUUCUUCAAUUGAACACCAAAGGAGGCUAAACCCCAACCUAAAGGAAGUUGUCAAGAAGGAAGUAAUGAAGCUACUGAAGGCUGGAGUGAUUUAUCCAAUAUCAGAUAGUGCUUGGGUCAGCCCUGUACUGAAAAAUGGUCGAUCAUUUGUCCACUUUCCACAUUCAAACCUGCCAAAAUCGUGA
Messenger RNA from Microthlaspi erraticum, 1167 nucleotides. Lineage: Eukaryota; Viridiplantae; Streptophyta; Magnoliopsida; Brassicales; Brassicaceae. The record is from the annotation of a GenBank genome assembly.